AUGUAUACUCCCCGGGAAGUCCCCAGGGAGUCCCCAACUAAGUCAACGAUGUGUCAACCUUCGAUGGCUGAUAUGCGUGCGCUACACUGGUACCAGUGAUGGUACCUGGUAUUUAAUUACUAAUUAGUUAUAUGAAAUUAAAAAAGAUGGACCAAUAGACCUAUAGGGAAGGGAGUUCCCAGGUAUUUUGAAUUCCAUGUAAUUCAGAAAAACAGAAUUUUUAUAUUAGUUGUCUUCGAUUGAAAUACAAAAUGCACUCUCAGUAUAGAAAAUCACUACUAUCAGUGUCCGACCGACGUGAUGGCAAGGUGUGGCAAUUGCCACACCAAAAAACUGGUGCGACCACAUGGGUGUGUUCUUAGUUUCAAAAGCGGCUGUUUUUUUUGUUCACUACUGGUACUUUUCGAAGUUUAUUGCCACACCAAAAAAACGGACUCUGAUCCGCCACCGACCGCUAUCCAUUUCAAGAUACAAGAGAUCUCGCCAGUUUUGAAUCACUUUGACAGAAAAGCGCUGCGAAACUGUGGUUUCCAUCACUAGAUAAAAAGGCUUUAAACCAUCUUUUUGUAACAAAAAAGAAUUUGAAAAAUCUCUCAAAAACCGUUUUACAAAGAGAACACUGGAAAAUCGUUUCAUAACUGAAAAAGUUAAGGUAAUAAUACAUUUGUUUUUUUCAC
Molecule: messenger RNA, 677 nt
Organism: Didymodactylos carnosus
Lineage: Eukaryota; Metazoa; Rotifera; Eurotatoria; Philodinida; Philodinidae
Source: the annotation of a GenBank genome assembly